AGUGCUCAUCGGACAAGCCUCCAGAACGGUCGUGUUGUUCAUGCAUCGCAAGAUAGCGCAAAAAUGUCGAUAACGAGCGUGCUUCUUGUGGUACUUUGUCUAGUGGUGUCUGCUAUUUUGCUCUAUAUCAGAAGCCGUCAUCGUUUUUGGUCGGAUCGAAAUUUUCCAUGCGCUCGUGGGAAACCAAGCUUCCUAUUCGGUCAUUUAAAGGGCGCGUUCUCAAGCAUACACGGAUGUUACAUUAAUCAAAAGCUGUACCAAGAGUUCAAACGCAGAGGUGAACGUUUCGGUGGCUACAGUUUCUUUGUGAUCCCAUCGGUGACCGUGAUCGAUCUGGACCUAGUCAAAACAAUCCUGGUACGGGAUUUCAGUAUCUUUCACGAUCGAGGUAUAUACAACGACCCCAAAGCAGAUCCUCUAUCCGGGCAUUUGUUUCUACUAGAGGGCGCUCCUUGGAGAUCGAUGCGCAGAAAGCUAGCUCCUACCUUCACAUCGGGCCGCAUGAAGAAUAUGUUUGGUAUGAUGAUUGAUGUCGCGGAAGAGUUCAAAAACUACAUGAUGAAAAAUUAUGACCGACAGCCGGAGAUUGAGAUGAAGGAUGUUGUAUCUAGAUUUACUACCGACGUGAUUGGAACGUGUGCCUUCGGAAUCGAGUGUAACACAUUUAAUAAUCCAGACUCGGAGUUUUUGAAAUAUGGGGAAAAAGCAUUCAAUCAAAACGUAGCCGAUUUGAUGAAAUUCGUAUUUGCACAACUGUUUAAAAAAACUUCACGUUUAUUAAAAGUGAAAUUGACCGACUCUGGAGUGGAGAAAUUUUUCAUUGGCCUCUCUCGGGAGACCGUGGAAUUUCGUGAGAAAAAUAACGUCCAGAGGAAUGAUUUCCUCAAUCUACUAAUUCAGAUUAAAAACAACGGAGCCCUGACGGAUAAUCCUGAAGAGACAGUUAAUCAGACCGAGAUAGGCCUCACUGCGGAUGAAAUAGCAGCACAGUGUUUUGUGUUCUUCGUUGCCGGAUUUGAAACUUCGUCGACAACAAUGAACUUCUGCUUGUAUGAACUGGCCAAAAAUCCGGACAUUCAGGGGAAGCUAAGAGACGAGAUAGAGAGUGCGAUAACAAGAAACAACGGUAAGAUCACGUAUGAUUUGGUGAUGGAGAUGCAGUACCUUGAUAACGUCAUCAAUGAAACACUACGGAAAUAUCCCCCCAUCGAAAGUUUGAACCGAACCCCGGAUUCAGAUUAUCGAAUUCCCGACUCUGAGUAUGUGAUUCCUAAGCACACCUCGGUCAUCAUUCCGGUGUAUGCGAUCCAUCACGACGAAGACAUUUAUCCCGAUCCCGAACGAUUCGAUCCUGACCGGUUCCUACCGGAGGUGGUAUCCUCCCGGCAUCCGUAUAGUUUCCUGCCGUUCGGAGAAGGACCUCGGAUCUGUAUCGGACUUCGCUUUGGGGUAAUGCAAGCCAAGGUCGGAUUGAUCACGCUACUGAGGAGUUUCCGGUUUUUGCCGUCUUCACGUACACCUGACACGAUCCGGUUCUAUCCUGGAUCUUUUGUGCUGUCACCGAUGGAAGGCAAUUACCUAAAAGUGGAACGGAUUGCUACCAAGAUUGAAUGUGCGCAGAGAGUAGUGACCGUCAUCGCUCACAGAGCAGCACAACGCAAUUUCAUCAGUCACUGGCGGCCGUUCGGAAAAAUCAGAUGCGUUUUAGAGCGAAAAACAUGCGCGAUGUUUGAAUGUAUAUUAGCGAUCGUCAUCACCGUCGUGCUCGCCACCGGUGCCAGCUGUUGGUUGUUUUUGGACAAACGGCGCAAUUUUUGGAAGCAACGAAAUUUCCCGUGCACUGGCCGGGCACUGCUGAUGUACGGUGACUACAAGGAAACGGCCCGAACCGAACAUAUGCAGGUGACCAAUCAGCGGUUGUAUCGGGAGUUCAAAGCGAAGAAGGUACCGAUCGGAGGAACGAUACUUUUUAUUGGCAAAGCGGCCCUUGUUAUCGAUCCGGAACUGAUCAAGGCAAUUUUGGUGAAGGAUUUUAAUAAUUUCCAUGAUCGCGGUAUCUACAACAAUCCGGAAGUAGACCCAUUAUCGGGACAUCUGUUCAACCUGGAAGGCCAAGCAUGGCGUCAGCUAAGGACGAAAUUGUCACCGACGUUCACCUCGGGAAAGAUGAAGAUGAUGUUUGAAACCAUUCUCGGAGUGGCGGAUGAGUUCAGUGGACUGUUGAAUGAGCAAACAUCGAAUGGAAAAGUGGAGUUGGACAUGAAGAACAUUUUCGCUGCCUUCACGACGGACGUGAUCGGAACGUGCGCUUUCGGUAUCGAGUGCAACAGUUUGCGUUACCCGGAUUGUGAAAUUCGCCAGGUAUCGUCGAAAAUUUUCCAGCAAUCCUCCUGGCAAAUUUUGUGGAUGAUGUUACUGAUGACUUUCAAAGGAGUGGCUACCAAACUGAAGUUGAAAGCUAUGGCACCAGAUAUAGAGAAAUUUUUCAUGGAUCUAGUGCGCAAUACGGUGGAGUAUAGAGAGAAGAACAACGUCCAACGGAAUGACUUCAUGAAUAUGCUGAUCCAGAUGAAGAACAGUGAAAAGCUGGAGGAAAAGUUAACAAUGAAUGAAAUAACAGCGCAAGCGUUCCUAUUUUUCUUGGCGGCGUUCGAUACAUCGUCGACAACCAUGGUAAACUGUUUGUAUGAGCUGUCGUUGAACCCAGAUAUUCAAAAUAAACUACGACACGAAAUCCGACAAGUCUGUGGCAACGGAAAGCUAACUUACGAAUCGGUUAGCUCCGUCGAAUAUCUUAACAUGGUUAUCGAUGAAACCCUCCGAAAGUACCCGCCUUCGGAUAUUUUACUGAGAACAUGCAACAAAAACUACCAGAUUCCGGAUAGUGAUCUUAUUAUACCGGAACGGGUGAUAGUCAUAGUUCCGAUACAAGCCAUUCAUAACGAUCCGGAAUACUACCCGGAACCGGAACGAUUCGAUCCCGAACGGUUCAGUGCCAAGAACCGAGCGGAAAGACAUCCGUUUGUGUAUUUACCGUUCGGAGAGGGGCCCCGUAACUGUAUCGGAAUGCGGUUCGGUUUGAUGCAAACCAGAAUCGGAUUGAUCACAGUUCUGCGAAACUACAGUGUGGAGACCAGUGAAAACACACCGAUUCCGCUGGUAAUCGAUCCGAAGUCUGCACUUCCCUCGUCCGUAGGGGGUAUCCCGUUAGUACUGCAGAAGAUUUGAAAGGCACGUGGAACCGGUUAGGGAUCAUUCGAAUUUGAACCCAAAUAUUCAGUUGAAUAUUGAGAUAGUUGUUAUUAUUAGAAGUUAAAUAAAGAUAGGAUUUUAUUCAAAAAAA
Malaya genurostris is the source of this 3343-nucleotide messenger RNA. RefSeq lists its product as uncharacterized. Gene Ontology annotation, molecular function: heme binding; iron ion binding; monooxygenase activity. Bases 64 to 3228 code for a protein of 1054 amino acids. The transcript is spliced from 4 exons. The record is from RefSeq and is a predicted model, not a curated record. Lineage: Eukaryota; Metazoa; Arthropoda; Insecta; Diptera; Culicidae.